This is a messenger RNA of Microsporum canis CBS 113480, 1389 nucleotides long. RefSeq lists its product as uncharacterized. Lineage: Eukaryota; Fungi; Ascomycota; Eurotiomycetes; Onygenales; Arthrodermataceae. The coding region runs from base 1 to 1389 and encodes 462 amino acids. The transcript has a single exon. The record is from RefSeq and is a predicted model, not a curated record.
AUGGCAGCCCCUUUGAUAGCCUCACCUGUUCGAAUCUCACCAGAUAUCUCGAUAUUACGUGACAAAUUACCCUAUGUCAACUACGAGGCAUCUCUUUUGAGACCGGAUAACCAUGCCCAUCCUCACGCGUCGAUUUUGCAAAAUCAGCAAUUACCUAUGCAUGAGACCAACGCGUUACGCUGGAGGAAGCUCAUGCCUACUUAUGGAUCCCGACAUAUUCAUGAUGUUGCUGAAUUCUCUCUAUGGUGCGAAGAGAAAGGCGAUUUUAAACAUCCAACUUCAGAACAGUCAACAUGGAUCAUGCACUACUAUAAAGCCAAAGAAGUGCGCUUUGAAUAUCCCUUGAUUAUCAUAAUUACGGAUAAUCCUCCGAAGCCGCUAACGCUUACUAUUGCUGGUGUGGCGGCGGUGUUUGUCUCGGAUGCACCCCUCAGCGCAGGUUUCCAUGUUAACACUGCCUAUGCAUCCCCUCGCGUGCCUGAUCCUUCUCCAGUUUUUCUUAGAAAGUGGCUUGCACCUACAAAGGCGGAGACAGAUCUUAUCCUUAUUUCUCUAGCUCCUCUAUGUAACGUCAAGGCUAUUAAUUGGUAUGGAUAUCAUUGUUAUGUCGAGCUACAUACAAAUGACGGAAGAUCCUACGAUAGGCAUUCACUGCCUGGCCGUGUUGCCGGAAAGAUGACAACAUAUCACCAUUCGGAUAGCAGCUUCUGGGACGAUAUGAAAUCGCUGGAAUUAACACGGCGCAUCGAUCCGCAAGCUUUUACAACGGCACCAGCUUUACAGGACCGUACAAACUAUCUACUAGAGGGAAGUGGAAUUCUUCAACCCGGGGUCCGUAUUGCAAGCAGCCUGGAUUCCGAUAACGAAAAAUUCGCUGACCACGAGCUAACCACGAGCUGUGGUAUACGGCUACGUCAUUCCUCGGGCCAAGUUGUCGUGACUGUCGCAAACCACGGAGUUCAACAUUCCCAAAAGGUUUACCAUCCCAGCACCAUGAAUGGGUCUAAGAUCGGAGAUGUUGUUGAACGGUGGGAAGCCCAGGACAUUGCUAUGGUUGACUUGAUCCCAGCAGUCCGCUUCUCGAAUAAUCAAUAUUUCCAAGCCACUGCACCCAAGCGCCUCCUCAGGUCGGAUCAUAUACCAAAUGGUGCCUGGUGCUCAUGCGAUGGGAUGUCCACCGGUGUAGUUUUUCUUCAAUGUCAAGGAACACGCAUGUCUGACAUCCAUAUGGAAGUUACGAAUGGAAUAAAUAUCAAGAAACUAUACUACAAGACGGAGAAGUUGUACAGCACUUUCGGGCCGAUUGGGGGACAGCUAUCUGAGGGUAUAUGUGGCGCGCCCAUAGUUGAAGAAGGAGAUAUGGAUCGCCCAGGCGGCGGUAAUUUGUAG